Molecule: messenger RNA, 6197 nt
Organism: Pogoniulus pusillus (Red-fronted tinkerbird)
Lineage: Eukaryota; Metazoa; Chordata; Aves; Piciformes; Lybiidae
Product: putative nuclear envelope pore membrane protein POM 121B
Exons: 13
Coding region: 1-3471 (1156 amino acids)
Biological process (GO): RNA export from nucleus; protein import into nucleus
Cellular component (GO): nuclear pore
Molecular function (GO): structural constituent of nuclear pore
Source: RefSeq, a predicted model, not a curated record
AUGCCGGGCGGCCGUGGCUGGCGGGCGGCUCGGCUCGGCUCGGCAGCGAUGGCGGGCGGCGGGCCGGGCGCGGCGCGCUGGGGGCGGCGGCGGGGCACGGCGGCGAUGGCGGCAGCAGCGGCCCUGUCCCUAGCGCUGGCUCUGGCCUGCCUGCUGCUGCUGCGGGGAGCGCUGCUGGGCGCGGCGGCGCUGGGCGCGGCGGGGGCCUGGUGCGCGAUGCGGCCCGGCCCGCUCGCACCGCGCCCACUCGGGAAAGCCGCGGCCAACGGGAGCCCGGCCGCAGCCUCAGGCCGGCCCGUGAGGGCCCCUCCGCGCCGCGUCGGCCUCGGGGCCUCGCCGGUCACCCCGCGCUGCCCGCCGCAGGGCCCGCGCCGCCGGUACCCACUGCCUCAGGCUCUCAGCACCGUCCCUGUUGUUCUGCCUGCGGCUCGUUGGGAGACGAGCUGCUCUCCUAGGAGCACACCCUGGCUUCGCAGGACCGGCCCCAUCCGCAGUCCCGUCACCGUGAGGAUCGCCCGGCCGGCAGCCAACCUGGCUCGCUCCCCGGCCCUGGAGCAGCUGAUGUCACCCAUUGCUUCACCAGCCAACAGCAGCCUGGACCCAUGUGCAAAAGAGACUGUGCUGAGUGCUAUCAAGGAGAGCAGGAAGAGGGCUGUGGAGCGGGAAGAGGAGGAGGAGGAUCAAGCAUUUGGAAACAAUCAAGAGAGCAAGAGAAGGCGCCACGACAGCAGUGGAAGCGGGCAGUCGGCGUUUGAGCCGCUAGUAGCCAAUGGUGCCCCCACCUCUCUCAUACCCAAGCCUGGCUCUCUGAAGAGAAGCCUUGUCUCACACUACCCAGAUGACUGCUCAAACAAGAGGUCGUGCCUCUCUUCCACAAGCUCCCUCAACCACAGCUACACUGGUGGGAUCCCCAGCUCCAUCCGCAAUGCCAUUGCCAGCUCCUACAGCUCCAGCAAGGGCCUUGCACAGCUGCGGAAGAGAAGUGAUGUGAGCGUGUCCCCACUGUCCAGCCCAGCGUCCUCCCGUCCCCAGACCCCUGAGUGGCCUCGCAAGAAACCCAGGGAGGAGGAGUCACAUCGCUCCAACACUUCCACACCAGUCAAAUCAGACAAGGAGCUGCAGACAGAGAAAGCGGUGGAGACGCCGGUGCAGAAGAAGAAUUCCCUGAGCCCGGCGUCGGGGAGCAGCGGGAAGCGCAAGCGGAAGAUCCAGCUGCUGUCGUCUCGCCGUGGGGACCAGCUGGCGCUGCCCCCGCCGCCUCAGCUGGGCUACUCCAUCACCUCGGAGGACCUGGAUGCGGAGAAGAAGGCAGCGUUUCAGUGGUUCAACAAAGUCUUGGAGGAUAAGGCCGAUGUGGCCCCCAGCACCACUGCAGAGGCCACACCUGUGUCCAGGCCACUGGUGUUCACCAUGACCUCCCCAGGGCCUGUGCCUGCCUCAACAGCUCCUGCCCUGGCCACCACCAACUCGUUCCUGGACAGCCUGAAGAAGGUGCAGAGCAGCCAGACUGUGCCUACAUCAGCAGACUCCACUGGAGCUGCAGCAGUGUCCCAGCCACCUUCAUCAGCUGCACAGCCUCCCGCUCCUGCUGUAUCACAGGAGUCUGCUACUCUGCCUGCCACCUCUGCUGACACCAAGCCUGUGCCUGUGCUGAGCACAGCUGCCCCUGCUGCACCACCUGCCUUGGGGCUGCAGGCCCCCAGCAGCCUGGCACCAUCUGCAUUCACAGAGCUGACCGAGACCCCCAGCAAGCCUCCCUCCUUCCCAAAGCCAAGCAUCCUUUUCGGGACGUCAAACCCCUCUCCUGCCAGCCAGCCAGCAACAACUGCAGUCACUGCUGUGCCCACCACAGUCACUGUUAUACCCACCACAACCGCUGCAGUGCCCAGCACGACCCCUCUCUUCAAACCCAUCUUUGGUGCUCUGCCAAAAAGCGAGAGCACCACACCGUCUGCAGCUGUUGUCUCUGCCACAGUCACUGUGUCUGCGAGCUCAGGCUCUUCCUCAGCAUCCUCCACCACCACCAUGUUCAAGCCCAUCUUCGGUAGCGUCACCACAGCUUCAUCUCCGGCGAAGGUCUCUCCUUUUGCCUUCAAACCGAUGUCACAGCCAGCCUCAGCCACAGAUCUGCCAGAGGCCUCCACAACUACCCUGGCAGGAAUCACGGGGAUUCCUAACGUCAUCUUCACCACUGCAGCUACAACUUCUGCCACGCACAGUUCCUCCACAGAUGCCACCACUAAACCUGUCUUCAGUUUUGGACUCAACCCACCUGCCUCUACUGGUCCCACCACCAGCCUGACAGUCACUGCUGCCACAUCCACCAGCAUGUCGCAGCCCUUCCUCUUCGGGGGUCAAACCAACUCAGCUACCACCACAGCAAACAGCUUUGCCUCCCCAGGGCCAGUGUUCCAGUUUGGAAAGCCACCUGCAGCUACAGUCACUGCCACCACCAGUGUCCCAGGAGGCCCUGCCUUUGGCCAGGCACCUUCAAAUUCAACAGCUCCUACCACCACUGUGGGCUUUAGCAUAUUUGGGGCCGCCACACUGACUACUGCUCCAGCCACCACAGGUCAAGCAACGCUGACGUUCGGCUCCUCGCUCUCAGCUUUUGGCAGUUCCUUUAGCACAGGCACGAAGCCGCCACCGCCGUAUCCCGGCGCAGCGAAUCAGCCCAGCUUCAGCAGCGGCACCGCCGAGAGCCAGCCGCCCGCCAAUAAACCCCCUGCUGGCCCCGUCACCUUUGGCCCUCCCUUCAGUUUUGGAGCCCCCGCGGCCCAGUCCGCUGCUCAGCCUGCGUUUGGCAGCGGCACUCAGCCAGCCUUUGGCACAACCAGCGCUCAGGGCUCCUUCGGCACCAGCAGCACCCAGGCGGCGUUUGGGACCACCACGUCGGUCUUCUCCUUUGGGACAGCCACUUCCACCACCGCCAGCUUCGGUUCCACCACCCAGACCACGAGCAGCAGCACGAGCACCGCGGUCUUCGGCGCCACCCCUUCUCCUUUCACCUUUGGGGCGAACGCCCAGCCAGGCCCCUCUGGCAGCGCCUUCGGGGUCGGCACGCCCGCCCUGAGCAGCGCCUCUCCCGCCGUGGCAUUCAGCUUCGGGGCUGGGCAGAGCGGGGCAUCGCCAGCAGCCACGCCGUUUGGCUCUUCCCUGGCACAGAGCACGCUGGGGGCACAGAACCAGGGCACGCCCUUCGCCUUCGCCGUGUCCAGCACACCCAACACCAAGCCGGCGUUUGGAGCAGCUCCCACGCCCACCUUCGGGCAAAGCACGCCCGUCCCAGGAGCCAUGGGGAGCGGCAGCAGCAGCCUUUCCUUCGGGACACCCACCACCCCUGCCUCGGGCUUCGGAGGAGUCGGCGCUUCCUUUGGUUCCUCCACCCCGACUUUUUCCAUCGGGUCAGGCUCCAAGACGGGCACUCGCCAGCGGCUGCAGGCUCGCAGACAGCACACUCGUAAGAAGUAACCUCUGGUGCUGCCAGGCCCCCGCCGCCAGCCUGAGCCACGAGCCCCUGCCCACGCGGGGGGCUCUGCUCUAGAGUGCUCCCCACAGUGGGACCAGUGGUGAUGAGGCCGGGGGACCCCCUCGCUGAUGCCAGCCAGAGACCAUGCUGGGUGCCAGUGACCCGGGUGGGAUGGGAUAAACCAAACUCUUCUUACUUGAACAGUUCCACAGCCAAGGCUGGAUGAACCUCUGUACAUAUCUGCAUCGUUUCCUCCCUCACUUUUCUUUUGCCAUGUUUCAUAACGUGUAGUUUUUCCCCCAUUUGCUUCUUCUAGCUGUUUCUGUGCCCUCCUUCUCAGCCCUUGCCCCCAUGGCACAGCAGCCAGCAGAGCCACAUGUUCCUGGUCGGAGCCCUGCUGACGAUGUGCUGUGCUCCUGCCAGCUGUGGUUCCAGGCUGCUACAGGAUGCUGCCUUCACCAGGUCUCAGCUCUCCCCACUGUCUCAUCCAGUGGCCUGGUGAACGCCGCUCCCUCUGGAGGGCCCCGCUUUGCUGCUCUCCCUGCAGAACAUGGGCUGGGGUUAGUGCCAGCCUGGGGUGGGCAUCUCGGUGACAUGGGUGACUGACCCAGCUGGGUGGUACCCCCCUCCUUGCAAUAACUUCAUCUCCCGUCGGGCCUCCAGCUGAGGAUGCGCCAUACUCUGGGACUUCAGCUGGAGGCAGAGGUGGGGAUGUGGGUCCCUGCACCCCUCUCCCAGCCACCGAGCAGCCUCCCCAGCCCUGGCUGCUCCCUGCCAGGCUGUAGGCUGCCCCUGCCCGGCUCGUGUAGAGCCGCCCCUGUCUUGCUUUCUCUGUGCUUCCGUUCCGAUGCGCUCACUGAAUCGAGUUUGGAGGAAGAGCUGAACCGUGUGCGUGGCGGCAUGUUGGUUAUGCCGGAUUUGCUGUUUGGAGUUUCUUCUCCUGGGGGGCGUUUGUCCCUGUGUGGGGGACACGUCUCAGCUAAUUGGGUGUUGACAGUAGCAUCACUGCGUGGCUGCUCGCGCUGGGGGAGUUGUCCCUUCCUUCUUGUCGAGAUUGAAAGGCAGGCAGCUGGCGGGCAGUGUGAUGGAGCCUGGACCCCCAAGCAUGGCGGCUCCAGCCCUGGCAGUCUUUCCCCUACCUUCCCCUCUUCUCCUGGUGCCCCUUCCCCACCUUGGUGUGCUCUGGAGCCACUAACAGGAGUCCAGAGCAGUUUGGGUGUCCUCCCUCCUCCCCAAGUCCAAAUUACUUUUCAUUUCUAGCACAUUCCCUCUUUGGGUUUUACCAGGUCCUAGAAGCUAAGGUGCUGCUUCCCCUGUUCCUAUCAUGCCAGGAGUUGUUGUCCUUCCCCUGCCUGGGAGUUCCCUUGGGUAGAGACUACUUGAGCCAGGGGCUCUCCUGAGAGCUGCCCCCUACCCUUGCCCCAGGUGAGGGAUGGGCACACCUGUCCACAGGCUCCCCACUACUUCCAGGGGUGUUUUUGCUGCCAGGUUUUUCACUCUCCGAGCCGUGUGAGUGUUGUGUGUCUGCUGAAGUCUAAAUUAAAAAGACAUUAAAAAAAAAAAAAAGGAAAAAAAAAAAAAAAGGAAGAAAAAAUAGAAAAAAAAAGCAAAAAAAAAGUUCAGAAGCAAAUAUUUAAACGUUUUUUAACCAAAUAAAAAUUUAUUUUUAUAUUUAAAGCUAAAUUGCCUUUUGAAUUCCUUCAAGCUUGGUUCAGUGAGCUUGCCCCAACCCCGCUGCAGCGCUGUCGGUAGUGUUUAGCUGUGCCUGUCGCAGCCCAGUGAGGAGCCAGCUGGUGCCCCGGCUCUGCCCACAGGACCAGGUUGUGCUGGGGAGAGGCAGCUGUGUCCUGUGGGCUCUGCCACUGCCUGUGCUCCUCUCGGCCUCUGACAUCAUCGCCUUCAUUUUACAGUGUGAUGUGAAUGGAUGUGACUAAACCUUUUUGGGUUUUUUUAAUUCUUUCUCUGAAGGUGAGGAGCAGGAGGAACUCCUGAGUGUUAGGGUGGGUGAGUGGCUUUCUUGGCUGCCAGGAACAAGGUGUCUCUCUCCCAGCAGCUGGAAAGAGCAGAGGGGAUACAGCCGUUUAGUGAGGGGAGAUGGAGGAUGUGCAGGCUGGCACCUGCUGCUGGUGCCGGCAGGGAGUUUCCCAGCCUUUCCUGACCAGCAUGGCUGUGGGGGUGCAGCAGGCCCUCCUGGAGCAAGGCAGAGCUGUGCAGGAGGAGCCGGCCUGGGUAAACGUGUCCUCAGAGGUUGAGGAAGAGCUGUGAAGGGCACACUGCAUAUGAGGGCUGACCCUGGCGAUUCCUCUCUCUGCCCCAGGCAGGGUCCUGAGCCAGGAGAGUGCCUGCUGCUCCCCAGCCCUCCGGGGUGGCAGUGGCACGAGCUCCAGUGAGACCCACGUGGCAGACGGAGGGGAACAAGCAGGGAACAAGGUGAAGGCAACCUGAAGAACUAUGGCUGUUGGGGCUGGCCCCAACAUAGUUGCCCUGUUUAGUUUGCAAGUGCCCAUCUCUGUGAGGAGUCAGGCUGUGUCCCAACCCCACCACAGAUCCUGCUGAGAGAGAGACCCUUGUGCCCAGACUGCCAUGCAUGGCCAGGGGAAGCUGGGUUUUAACUCCAACUGAAAACUUGGAUCAUUCCUGGUGUGGCUGAUGAGGAGUUUAGUGUGAAUGUGCAAUUUUCUUCCUUGCUUCUUAUGUCCCUGGUUUAAAAUAAAAAGACUUGUGUUCA